AUGUCGUACCAGAAUAUUGAACUAAUACGACAAGUGCAAAAGAUGCCACAGCAUCUCCAGGAACAAAGGUCAUGGCAGCAAUCUCAGCAGGUGCAGUUGACUCCACAACAACAAGAAGAACCACAGCAACAGUCUUUGCGGCAGCGACAUCCGUUUGAGUAUCAACAACAGCAGGAUGAGACAAGACAGGAACAACGUCAAACGAAUGAUUGGAGGAGGGCUAUACAGCAGUUGAGAAAGGACAUGAACAGAGAAUCGCAAUCGCAUAAGGAGGUUAGAAGCAGAGACAAGUAAAUUGAAAUUGGACCUUUGUGAGAGAGAGUGGGAGUUAGAGAGAUUCAAAGACCGAAGUUGGGAUCGAUCAAGAGACGAGAGGCGGCGCUACUAACAUUUUUACUUUUCUUUCUUUUUUUGUUCUUAUUUUUUUUCAUUAAUUUUUGUAAGUUUUUUUUAAAUUUUUUAAUUGAAAUUUAUGUCGUUCAGUGUUUCUGUUGGUGCUGAUAAGUUUACUGUACAUGGGUA
Molecule: messenger RNA, 522 nt
Organism: Leptopilina boulardi
Lineage: Eukaryota; Metazoa; Arthropoda; Insecta; Hymenoptera; Figitidae
Product: nuclear transcription factor Y subunit beta-like
Exons: 2
Coding region: 1-294 (97 amino acids)
Source: RefSeq, a predicted model, not a curated record